Messenger RNA from Racocetra persica, 720 nucleotides. The record is from the annotation of a GenBank genome assembly. NCBI's taxonomy places the organism in Eukaryota, Fungi, Glomeromycota, Glomeromycetes, Diversisporales, Gigasporaceae.
AUGAGUUCCAAAGAAAUUGAAUUUACAUCUAUAGAAAAAUUAUUAAAAAACCUUUCUAAUGAGUUCUCAAAACCUCCUGCUAUUAUCUUAAUGUGUGGGAAUUUUAAUCCCAUUCAUAAACAACAUAUUGAAAUACUUGAAAAUGCCAAACAACUUUUGGAAAAAAAAUAUGAAAUAGUUGCUGGUUAUAUUUCUCCAUCCUCUGAAAAUUGUAUUAAUGGAAAAUACAAAAAAGAAGAAAGAACACCUUUUCAACAAAGAAAAGAUAUGAUAGAAAAAAUAACAGCAAAAUCCUCUUGGAUUGAAAUUGAUACAUGGGAAGCAUUACAUUCAGAAAUUGUUGUUGUUAAUUGUUAUGAAGUUAUUACAAGAUUAACAACAUUUUUAAAUGCUAACCAACUAAUCAACAAACUUUUAAAAGAAAAACAACUAAAUAUGAAGAUAAUAUUUGUUUGUGGAUCAGAUGAAAUAUUUGAUAACAAUGUAGAAAAUUUGAAAGAUUCUGAAAUUAUGAUCUUUGAAAGAUAUUUUGAUAAUGAAAGAAUUAAUAAAUGGAAAAAUGCAUGUAAAGAUUUUUUAUGUGAAUUAUAUAAGGAAAAUUGGGAAAAUCUUGCAAAUAACAUAACUCUUAUUGAUCAUAAUAGCACAAUUAGUUCUUCUGAUAUUAGAACAUUGAUAAGACAAAACAAUAACAACUGGCAAGAAAUGUGUGAUCCAGAA